Molecule: messenger RNA, 3698 nt
Organism: Paramisgurnus dabryanus
Lineage: Eukaryota; Metazoa; Chordata; Actinopteri; Cypriniformes; Cobitidae
Gene: htr7c
Product: 5-hydroxytryptamine (serotonin) receptor 7c
Biological process (GO): positive regulation of MAPK cascade; circadian rhythm; vasoconstriction
Cellular component (GO): plasma membrane
Molecular function (GO): G protein-coupled serotonin receptor activity
Source: RefSeq, a predicted model, not a curated record
CCUAAAUGUCCUAAUAUAACUAAAGCCUAGUCCUGGAUGAAUCUAAACCCUGCCCCAUAAUGUUGAGUCCAUAGGUAGUAACAGAUUUUGACAUGUUUAGUCCAGGAGACACUUACCACUUAUAUACCUCUCUAUAACCAAAACGAAGAAACCCAGAAAUAAAACAGCCUCGAUCAAACAGUAUGAUGAAAAUAGGUAAGGCUGUCCUAGCCUCCCUUCGGUUAUGUAACAAGGAACGAGAAACAUAAAGAAAACAUUAUCUGACAGCCAACUGCCUCUAGAGAAAGAUAGAGAUCAUAGUAAACAUACACCAGCUAGCAUGAGUGCACACGCUUAAAUGCGUUUCGCUCGAGUUUCUCGGAAUGAAAAAAAUAAAGCAUCUUGAGGAAAACAUGUAGGUGGAGCAGGGACCAUCCUUCUUCCCUUUGAUGUGAAAGUUACGCAUUCACUAGAGUGCGCAAUUCUCACACACUUCCCCGCGUGAACGGGGUGAACUGUCAGUUUCAUUCAGCCACCAUAACACAAAUCCAAACCAUAGUGAUUUCUUCCGCUUCUCCUUAAUUUAAGUUCUCUUUUACUGUUUCUUCACGACUUGCUUGUUUUUCUUUUGGAGAGCCAGCACUCAGACACCCCAAAUCUGCGGUGCGCGCUCGGUUCAGCAUGCGUUUGGCGCACGGAGAGGACACUUGGCGAGCUUCGGCGAGGGGAUGAUGUUCAACUCAUCGGGUCUAGUAGAUAUCUUUUCGUUUACCCAUCAAGAGAUCGUGUCGGAAGUUUUCAAUGGUUCUUUACUGUUCUACAACGUCUCGAUGGCCAUGUGGAACAAAUCCUGCGGGUUAGAACAAAUACCCGAUUUCACCUCGGCGGAGAAAAUUGUUAUCGGGUUGAUGUUGGCUAUCAUCACCACCGUGACGGUAAUUGGAAAUACGCUGGUUGUGAUCGCAGUGUGCGUGGUUAAAAAGCUCAGACAGCCCUCCAACUAUCUUUUGGUGUCUCUCGCGGUGGCGGAUCUCUCCGUGGCGAUCGUGGUGAUGCCUUUCGUGAUCGUGACGGACCUCACGGGUGGAAAGUGGCUUUUUGGAGAGGUCUUCUGUAACAUCUUCAUCGGAAUGGAUGUGAUGUGCUGCACGGCGUCCAUCAUGACACUGUGCGUGAUCAGCGUGGACAGGUAUCUUGGCAUCACCCGGCCUUUGACCUACCCCGCUCGCCAAAACGGCCAGCUGAUGGCGAAAAUGAUCUUCGGGGUGUGGCUCGUAUCCGCCUCGAUCACGCUGCCUCCAUUUUGCGGAUGGGCAAAAAACGUCAACACCGCCGGCGUCUGUCUGAUCAGCCAAGACUUUGGCUACACCAUCUACUCCACCGCCGUGGCCUUCUACAUCCCCAUGAUCGUGAUGCUCUUCAUGUACUACAAGAUCUUCAAGGCCGCCAGAAAGAGUGGCGCCAAGCAUCGGUUUACCGACUUCACCCGUCGGGAACGCCUGGAGACGGUAGCCAGCGAAGCCCUGAGGAUGCAGGGGCUCAAACCCCAACCCGGCGUCGCAGAGGAGUGCGCCGCUCUUUCUCGUCUGCUGAGCCGCGAGCGACAGAACAUCUCCAUCUUUAAGCGGGAACAAAAGGCUGCCACGACCCUGGGCGUGAUAGUCGGGGUGUUCGGGAUUUGUUGGUUGCCGUUUUUUAUUCUGUCGACAGCCAGACCCUUUAUAUGCGGGGUCAAGUGUAGCUGCAUACCGAUUUGGUUGGAGAGGACGCUGCUAUGGUUCGGCUACGCCAACUCGCUGAUGAAUCCCUUCAUUUAUGCUUUCUUUAACCGGGACCUGCGCUCCACGUACAGGGACCUGCUCCGUUGCCGAUAUCGAAACAUUAACCGCCGUCUGUCGGCUGUGGGAGUUCAUGAGGCAUUGAAAGUUUAAUAAGGCUGAGGGAAAGUGAUUUGGUGCAGUCGAAAGAGACAUAAUUCAUAUGUGACUAACCAAGACUUUUAAAGCCAGUAAAGUGAAGAACAGUGUACAGGAUUGCGAUACACUACACAAUGGCAUUUUAAUGGAGAGCGGGAAUCAUUCCAGCAAGCAAUAGCCAUAAUUUCAUGUUUAGGUGACCAACAUAACAUGGGAGAUGCAUGAUAUUCCAUCAUGUAACUAAAGUCAACAGUGAUUACAAGGUGUUUGGUUUCAUUUAUUUAUUUAUUUUAUUUUAUGUAUUUUUGCGCUUUAGUUAGACGUAUAUAUUCAAUUUCACUGACAGACCAGAUUUAAUAGGUUUUAGCCUAGACGCAUGGGCUGUGUUUAGGCGACAUGUAGACAUCUUUUAAAGGCAAAGUUGCUUGCUGGGAUGGGAAACAUGAUUAUGGACAAUGGGACCAGGGUUUAUAUUUCUUCAGAACACUGAUAUAUCAGUUCCCUUAGGGGCGGUUCACAUAUCGUGCCUUUUGCGCGCUCAAGUUCGUUAUUUUAAAUGUAGGCGUGCGGUAUGCGCGGUCAUAAUGGAAGCGACGCACAUACGGUGCGACGCGCCCGUUUUCCAGGUGCGUCGAGUUAAAAACAUUUGAACUUUUCAGAAUGCCGCAAGCUCAACCAACAGUUUUAGACGCAACAUGUAAACCGCCCCCUUAAAGUGUUUUUCAUAUCUUUAGAUGUUCCAGUUUGGUUUUUAACCCUUUAACUGGCGCAGCGCUUUUUGAGAGGGGGGGAGGUGAAAAGAUGAUGUACACCUUCAAAUUAAUAUAACUAUAAUAUAAUAUAGCAUUUUUUUUUGUCAGGAAGCCUAAUUUUGGUCUUUGGUUUAAAGAAGACACUUUAACGUUUUUAGGAAAGUGUCUGGAGAUGAAAAUAUAAUUUUUUAUAGCAGUUUACAUUUAUUUGUAAUAAAUAAAAAAUGCAGUAUUAUUUUUAAUACAUACAAUUAUCAAAAAACUUGGUUUUCUGCAUACUCCUGUCACAAAUGAAUAAAUUACAGUUACUGCAUUAUUAUUAAUGCUAAAAGGUUUUGAAAUAUGAAAACUACAAAUCUUAUGCUCCUGUAGCCCAUUUGUGAACCUGGACCAGAAAACCAAUCAUAAUUGACCCUUCGCUAAGCCCCGCCUUCCUUACUGUUGCUAUACGCCUGACAAGCUUUCACAUCUGGCAAGUCUAUUAAAGUAUGUUUGCACCGGUCUCAGACAUUCCCAAGGAUAUAAUUAGUAAUUUUUGCCAAACAGGUGAAAUAUCUCAGAGAGCAAGACAAAAGGGACAGCAGUAUGCCUUCGAGGGAUAUAUCAACGACAUAAUAUGAUUAAAUUAAUUAAAUCAAAAUUGAAGCUAAAGUCUAUGGGUCCCAGCGCAAGCAGCAUAUGCUUCAUACGCUGACUAGUCAAAUGGGAAACACAAAUUGAGGAACAGCUUUCUUUGUUCACAGCAGGGUAAGGGAAAUUUGUGAAAAUGCUCUAAUAAUUAUAAAUCAAACAGCUUAUCCGUUAGUCUUGUGAAAUAAACACAAAUAGCCUGACCACUUUGCAAUAAUAACAUUCUCCCGCUUAUAGAACUAACACAGGAAGAGCGUAAUCGGCUUGGGGUACUCAGGGGUAGGCCGUCUGUUAAAAAAAAUUAGAAAAUAUUUUUUAAAGGGGUCAUAUUAUGAGUUUUUUUUAAAGGAACACGCCCAGAUUUUGGGAAUUUGGCUUAUUCACAGUAUCCUCCAGAGUUAGAUGAGUCCAUACAUACCUU